AGAGCGGGGUCCCCCACGUGCGCUGCUCCCACGUGUCCCCUGCCCACGGUGGGUGACCACCUCUGCCUGCAGCCCAGCCCCGGGACUCGCUGCCCUGGGGGGUGGGACAGCAACCCCAGCCGGCCCUCCUCCGGGACUGCCGCCUUGCAAUGUGCUGGCUCGCAACCUGCCACUAAAUAUAGAUGUUUGACACCUCCAGGUGCAGAGCUGGGAGCUGGGGACCACCUCCUCGGCUCUGCUGGAUGGGAGACUGCAGCACAGGCUGCUCCAGGCUGCACUCCUUGGUUUCACGUUGCCACCCUACUCUCUUUUUCCUGGGUGAGGAGCAGCAGUGGGGUUUCAGCAAGAAGCAGCGCCCCGAUCCCUUUUUGGGGUGCUGGGUUUGCAUGUGGCCACCGCUGCCUUGUAACGAGGUGGGACCCAUUCCAGCAAAGCAGACCCAGCUCUGCCUGCCUGUUACACCUCAUCCCUCCCUCCCAAGGGCCCCUGUAUGCAGGGACUGAGUUGUGCUCUGCCUCCAGGACAUCCCUCACCUUUCUCCCCUUUGAUGCUGCCUCAGCAAACUGCACCGCAGGGGUAGGGGGUGGUUGUGCGGGUGCUGUCACUGUCUCCGUGGUCUCCAUGCGGUCUCCUCCUUGCACUCUGGAUCCAGGGUUGGAGCUCCUAUGCCCGUGUGGGCUGCCUUGUGGGACCUUUAGCUCCUUCCAGAUCCCGUAGUCCCUCUGUACUCUGCCUCCAGGAGAGUGUUUCUGAGCUCCCUGGGCCCAGCUGUGAUCUCAGGAGUGGGAUGAAGGUGCAACAUGGUGUGGCCCUAGGGAUGUGGGGGCUGCAGGGGCUCUACAGCCAGGUCUGUGCUGCAGGGUGUUUCCCUGGGCACUGCUGUUUCCAUGGGAGCCCUGAGCACUGCUUGCUUUCUGAGAGGGAAUCUCAGCAGAAACCUGUGCUGAACAUGGGGCUGGAGAGGAUGCUUGGUCCCAGUGAGUGGAGCAAAGCUGCGCUGACACAGCCCACCCCGUAGCCCGCAGCAUGGAGCAGCGAUGCACCAGGAGCCUCAGCUUCCAUUCAGGGGAAAUUUUUUCUGCCCUCCCACUCGCUCUGCUGAAAUCCACCAACCAUAGCAUUUACCGAUUUUUUCAGCCCAGCACCGCUCCACCGGCCAUAUUGGGCUGUGGAAAUAAAGCAGCUCUAAUGUUAUAUGUCACCUGCAAAUAACCCGGGCGUUCGAAAAAAGCAAACCACCACAACCCACACCAACACCAAGCCCUCUCCUCACACCCAACUCCUUCACAAUGAGCCCGGAUGCCUGGCUCCCGCAGCCUGCCCUGUGCCUCUCUGGCCUCAGCCUGCUGCUCUCGCUGGUGCCCACAGGGCUGGGGAUGGAGGUGAUGGCCCCCCCCAUCAUCAACGCCCUGAACGGCACCUCUGUAAAGCUCUCCUGCACCUUCAACUCCUGCUACAAGGUGGAGAACAAGCAAUUCUCCCUCAACUGGACGUACCAGGCAUGCACGAACUGCUCUGAGGAGCUGUUCCUGCAGUUCCGGAUGAAGAUCAUGAACAAGCAGCUGGACCGCUUCGGGAACCGGGUGGAGUUCACCGGGAACCCCACCAAGAACGACGUGUCCUUCACCCUCAACAACGUGCAGCUGGAGGACGAGGGCACCUACAACUGCUACGUCCUCAACCCCCCGGACCGGCAGCGGGGCCACGCCAGCAUCAGCCUGAAGGUGCUCACCGAAGAACCCCCAAAGCGCGAUUCGACGGUGGCCGUCAUCGUGGGCGCCUCCGUGGGAGGCUUCCUGGCCGUGGUCAUCCUGGUGCUGAUGGUGGUGAAAUGCGUGCGCCGGAAAAAGCAGCAGAGGCUGAACACAGAUGACCAGAAGACAGAGGAGGAAGGGAAGACGGACGGCGAAGGCAACCCGGAGGAGGGCACUAAAUAAUGUGCCCUGCUCCCCCCUCACUGUACAGCGCGUCCCGUCGGUGUGCUUCCCACAGCCAGGAUUGCUGUCUGCCCACAGUAUCCCUCCUGCCACCCGCACCGCCAACCCGCCUGGAGCAGGGCGCAGGGAGGAGCGGCCCCGCAGCCGCCGGGGGAGCCGGGGGGGCUGGCUCCUGCCCCACAGCCGGGCUGGGACCGGCUCAUCCCUGCUCUGCGAGGCACAGGUGCUGGGGAGGGGGUGGGGGAGGGAGGGAGAGCACCCAUGUCCCCAUCCCAUCCCCUAGUCUGCCCAUCCUUGUGCUGGGGGUGCCAUGGUGAGAGACUCGUGGCUCCCAGUGUGUCAUGGACGUGCCCUUCUUGGGCUAUAUUUGGGCCCGAGCACUUCGUCCGAAGGUGCCGGGCUGAUUUUUCGGUGUGUGUUUACUUCCCGGGGAGAUGACUCUAAUGGAAAGUGUUCUGCUGAUGUGCCAAACCGCAGCGGCGGGGAGGAGGAGCAGCGUGUGCCGGGAUGGACCGGGCACAGCCAUCACCCCGAGCCCAGCACCCAGAACCGCCCCUCUCAGCUCCUGAGGGGCCCUGCACAACUCGUACUGCCACGGCCACGCACUGCCACGUGGGGCCCUGCGGUGCCACCCCCAAAACCCACAGUCCAGCUCCUGCCCUGCUUGCAGCUCCCUCCUGGAUUGUUUGGGCAAACCCUUGCCCUUAUGCGUCCAGGACCUUGCAGGAGAGCCGUGCCAGCAGGGGCAGCAAGCAUUGCGUCCCCUGCUGCACUGUGCCCUGCUGCCCCUUGUCCCGCUGCAGCCGGGACUUGCCCUGCUCUGCCCCACGCACCCCCCGGGCUCAGCCCGCUGCCUGCACCCACACGCACAGCUGCAUCGCUUUGCUGCUCCAUUGCGAGCGGUUUUGGGGGCCAACUCCAGCUGUGAGCUCACAGCCAGCCCCGCACCUGCCUUCAUUUCACUCACGCACUGUCCUUGGAUUGCAACUUGCCAAUGCAUCUGUCUGUACAUAGCUGUACACAACGGAGAGUCUACAAAUAUAUAUACAUCUAUAUAUAUGGGAGGUGCUGCUAUCGGCCAUAGCUGCACUUUGGGUUUGCGCCUUCCAAUGUUGGUUUUUUUUUUUUUUUUUUUUUUUUUUUUUUUUUGCCAGACGCUCUGCUGGUGGUGUUUUUGCCAAAGCCUGACUGUAGGAUGUUUUUAUUGCUCUUUGUACAGUUAAACAAACAGAGGAACAACAAAAUGCAAAGUGUGCGCU
Numida meleagris (helmeted guineafowl) is the source of this 3196-nucleotide messenger RNA. It is a transcript of the gene SCN2B, whose product is annotated as sodium voltage-gated channel beta subunit 2. The record is from RefSeq and is a predicted model, not a curated record. Bases 1290 to 1937 code for a protein of 215 amino acids. Gene Ontology annotation, cellular component: membrane. NCBI's taxonomy places the organism in Eukaryota, Metazoa, Chordata, Aves, Galliformes, Numididae. The transcript is spliced from 4 exons.